AGUUCAUGCUCGCAGACUGCUACUUGAUCAUCAGGCAUAGUAGCUACAUAUAUAGCAGCUAGCUAGCACACACCUUGAUCGAUCAAUUAUAUUCAUUAGUAGCUAGCUAGCAGCUAGGAAUAUAUAUAAUGCCUCAGACGCCGUCGACCCGUUGGUGCCCGACUCCGGAGCAGCUGAUGAUCCUGGAGGAGAUGUACCGCAGCGGCGUGAGGACGCCGAACGCGGCGGAGAUCCAGCAGAUCACGGCGCACCUCGCCUACUACGGCCGCAUCGAGGGCAAGAAUGUCUUCUACUGGUUCCAGAACCACAAGGCACGCGAGCGCCAGCGUCUCCGCCGACGCCUCUGCGCCCGCCACCAGCAGCAGACCCAGCCCGCCGCCGUGGCUCCUCCUCCCGGUCCCGGUCCCGGUCCCGGUCCCAGUCCGGCCGGCGGCAGCAGCGCCGCCGGUGUGCACCCGGCGGUGAUGCAGCUGCACCACCACCACCCCUACGCAACGUGCAGCUUCAUGCCGCACCACCCCCACCACCUGGGGGGCUACUUGGGGCACCAGCAGCAGCAGCAGCAGGCAGCCACCCUUCCAGCUGUUCCGGCAGCUGCAGGAGCUGGAGGCAAGGCUAUGCUGAGCAACCAUCAGCAGCCGGAGUGGGAGACGAUGGAGCACUGCAACGCCACCGCAUCCGGCGGCAGCUCCGACGAGCUGCCGCCAUGCUGCCGUCGCCCUCUGAAAACCCUGGACCUCUUCCCCACCAAGAGCACUGGCCUCAAGGACGAGUGCAGCAGCUCCAAGUCCUCCUCCUGCUCUACAUCCACCAACUAAUAAUCUAGAUUAUAUAUACUCCACAUUAUUAAUUAUUAUUUAGUUUCUGAUGUCAUGCAUGUCUACCUUACUUCAUCGAUCUACUAGUAGUGCUUCCAUCGAUUUGCAAGCUUAAUCGUACGUACCGGUCAUUAUUCCAGCAUUAUUGUGUUAGUUAACGUUGUAACGCUAGCUAGCUAGUAGCUAGCUGCUUCCGUUGUCAGCUUCAAGUACCUCCAUAUCCAUCUACCUGCUGGGUUGUUUUAUCACAUUGCAUCAU
Setaria italica (foxtail millet) is the source of this 1077-nucleotide messenger RNA. RefSeq names its product WUSCHEL-related homeobox 3A. Gene Ontology annotation, biological process: plant organ development. The coding region runs from base 129 to 818 and encodes 229 amino acids. Lineage: Eukaryota; Viridiplantae; Streptophyta; Magnoliopsida; Poales; Poaceae. The transcript has 2 exons. The record is from RefSeq and is a predicted model, not a curated record. Gene Ontology annotation, molecular function: DNA-binding transcription factor activity; DNA binding.